AUGUCCGGGCUCCUCGUCGGAGCCUUCACCGUCUGCGCCGCGCUGCCCGCCGCGCACGCCGCGCCGGUGCCGCUGCGCAUGGAGCUCGCGCCCGUCCCGCGCAUGUUCACCCCGCGCCAGUGCCACGCCAUGGGCUGCCUGAUCGCGGUGAACCCCGUCGAGUCGGAGAGCACGACGGACACGACGGGCUCCACCGCGUUCCCGAGCACGAGCACCCUUUCGCUCUCGCAGAUCGACGCGGGCGACGCGCUCCAGGCGAUCGCGCAGGCGCUCGGCUUCACGUGGACGGGGCUCGCGAGAGCGGACAGCACGAGCAGCAGCGACAGCACGAGUUCGCCCGACACGCUCGUCGCGACCUCGUUCGCCGCGGCGGUGGUGGAAGCGGAAGCGGAAGCGGCGCCCGCGAUAACCGUCGACGGGCUCGUGCCACCGGCAGACGACACCACGUCGGAACCUGCGACGAGUACCAGUACGGAGGAAGCGGACGCGCUCGUCUGA
This is a messenger RNA of Epithele typhae, 498 nucleotides long. RefSeq lists its product as uncharacterized. NCBI's taxonomy places the organism in Eukaryota, Fungi, Basidiomycota, Agaricomycetes, Polyporales, Epitheliaceae. The transcript is spliced from 4 exons. The record is from RefSeq and is a predicted model, not a curated record. Bases 1 to 498 code for a protein of 165 amino acids.